Rubroshorea leprosula is the source of this 795-nucleotide messenger RNA. Lineage: Eukaryota; Viridiplantae; Streptophyta; Magnoliopsida; Malvales; Dipterocarpaceae. The record is from the annotation of a GenBank genome assembly.
UCUCUGCCGUUGUUCCAGCCCUGGGCUAGGGUUCCGCAGAAUUUUGUCUCUUCUUUCGACUUCAUCGAAUCGUUUUCUAUCGGAUUCCAGCAUCAUUCAGCAGUUUAGACUCUACUCUCAAGGUCCAGAUCUGACCUCCAAUCUCUGUUAGGUUUGUUUUCAAUUAUUGUAAUUAUAAAUUUUAAAUUUUUAUUAAGUUUUAAUCAAUUAGGACUGUUUUUUUGUUGUAGUAUGUUCAUCGCUCAUAGCUAUUAUUAGUAGUAAUAAUGAAGUAAAGUUAUAUUUUGAUGAUAAUCUGUUGUUUUAUUUCAUACAAAGAUUUGAGACUCUUGGAGAUGCUUUAAAACUCUUUAAUCACAUUUACAGUUAUAAAUCUUGUCAAGUUCUCUUUUUAAAAUUUGCUUUAUGUUUUUUAAGUUGAAGAUAAUAGUGAAUACUAUUUGACUUAUAAAGUAUUUGGAAAACCCUUUUUGUUUUUUGUGGAUAGAGAAGGUGUUUAGUUGCAUACUUGCAAAGUUAUUACAGUAAAACUUGUUGAAAAACCUAUGAUGGAAAACCAAUACCUAUUAGGAGAAAAUCAAUGUCUCUUGAGAAAAAUAAAAAAAAAACUUUUGUACAUUUCAGAAUUUUAUAGGUUUUUUUAUAAAGGUAUUAGAACCUCUCAAGUAGUGUAUGAAUGACUAUGAGGUCACUUAUAACUUGGAAAGUAUUUAUGUCUCCAAAAUGAACGUCUUUUCAUUUUGACAAUUUACAAAAAGGUACUUUAUAAUUUAUUCAACUAUUGACUUUAAUUCA